Anneissia japonica is the source of this 1772-nucleotide messenger RNA. Its product is annotated as general transcription factor 3C polypeptide 3-like. Gene Ontology annotation, biological process: transcription by RNA polymerase III. Gene Ontology annotation, molecular function: protein binding. Gene Ontology annotation, cellular component: transcription factor TFIIIC complex. The record is from RefSeq and is a predicted model, not a curated record. NCBI's taxonomy places the organism in Eukaryota, Metazoa, Echinodermata, Crinoidea, Comatulida, Comatulidae. The transcript has 6 exons. Bases 649 to 1179 code for a protein of 176 amino acids.
AAGGGGCGGGGCUUAGCGCCAUUGCCAAAGCGACUGACAAGAUAGGCUAUCAUCACUUCUUUAUCAUCGAUAAAAAAUUUUUCCAGCAAAAUGUUCUUAAAAGACUAGUCUACACCACUAUAUGGUUGAAAAAUAAAAUUGAAAAAUAUUUUUUACCUCGGAAAUCAAGAUGGAAAAAGAAAAGCCUAUCUAAGUAGUGUAUUAAAAUAGGAAAUUGAUGAUGAUAUUUGCAGCGAAUCUCAGUGGUGAUUUUCUCAACCAAAAAUCAAACUGGUAUCUAACAAAUGCCUGCAGAAAGGUUUAGCAAUGAUAAUCAUUCAAUAAUAAUAACAUUAUUACUUACCUACUGAAGAAUUAUUUUCAGGCAUCUUCUUGAUAUAGGAAAUUACAUUACACUGCAGUCAAAAAGUGAGGAGGGGAACAUGUCCCCCAUCAUCUGCGCCUAUUAUCACAUGAUAUUUCAUAAGACAAGCAUCAUCAUGAAUAAUAUAAUCACAUGAUAGUAAUCACAAUAAUGAUCAUCAUUUGUUAUUAACUACGAUAGUAACCACGCGAAGAUAAUUACAGAUGGUUUGAUAUAUUGUUUAAUCAGUGGGUAUUAUUCUAGAUGGCGACUACACGCAGCCCUGGAAUCUGCUGGGAUUGAUAAUGGCCCAACAUCAUGACAUGAAGUUCUUGAUGCGGUUUUGUCUUCGUCUUACAAUAGGGAAAUACCCUGACAGCUUUGCUCUUGCCCUGUUGAAUGGUCAUCAUGCAUUUCAUAGGGGAAGUUACAAGUAUGCACUAGGUGAAUAUGUGCGAGGGUACAAAAUGGAUCCAGACUCUGCCAUGACAAACCUCUUCAUUGCUCUAACAUUCCUUCAUAUUGCUUGCCAAAAGUUUCCUACGAAGCGACAUAUGUUGAUAAUGCAGACAGUUGCAUUUUUAAAAGAAUAUGAAAAACUAAGAGGUGAUACCCAAGAAACCAAUUACAACAUCGGUCGUGCAAUGCAUCACUUGGGUCUGUUUCAUCUUGCAAUACAUUUUUAUAAUACAGUUUUAGAAGCAGCACCCUCUAUAAUUGGUGAUAGCACAUUUGAUCUGCGCAGAGAAGCUGCAUUUAAUCUAUCGUUGAUAUACAGAUCCAGUGGGAAUGACGAUUUAGCAAACCAUAUGUUGAUGACACACAUCGUGGUAUGACACGCACAAGUUGUUAAAUGGUUUCAGUUUAAAAGACAUGAUACAUCCACAUGGUUGAGUGGUAGAGCCUUUACAGUAGCUCAGUGGUGGCGCUCUUGAGGAAGCAUAGAGCCCUCCCGUCGGGGAACACAAGUAAAUUUUGUCGGGGAAUAAACAAAUAAAAGAAAAAAAAUGUACAUGUAAUGUUCGUUUAGCCACCACAUUGUUUUCAUAAAACUAUUUGAUAUUAUUAAUAAUAAUAAUAGUUCAAUGAGACUAGUUAAAAAUAAUUUGCGUUCUGUUAUGACAAAUGCUCAUUUAGAUAGCCUCAUAAUGCUUGAAAUAUAUAGUGAUUGUUGAAGCAACCUCGACCAUGACAGCGUGGUUGACAGAUUUCAUGCAAAAUUUACAAAAUGUAGAAUUUCACUUUCAAGAAUGAGGAUUUGAAAAUAAAUUUGAGGGUUACAUUGGAUAUGCUUUGUUUCUUCGUUUUAUUCAGAAUGUUUUGGUUUUGGAAGCUGAUUUCGACAUUAGAAAACAGCGUCUACAUGAAAGUCUUAUUAUAGUAACUCGAUGCCUAUCAAAAUAAUAAAAAUUCGCCAUAAUUCGUCAAA